Photinus pyralis (common eastern firefly) is the source of this 2707-nucleotide messenger RNA. Its product is annotated as glutamate receptor ionotropic, kainate 2-like. Gene Ontology annotation, cellular component: plasma membrane; postsynaptic membrane. The coding region runs from base 151 to 2496 and encodes 781 amino acids. Gene Ontology annotation, biological process: monoatomic ion transport. The transcript has 11 exons. Lineage: Eukaryota; Metazoa; Arthropoda; Insecta; Coleoptera; Lampyridae. Gene Ontology annotation, molecular function: glutamate-gated receptor activity. The record is from RefSeq and is a predicted model, not a curated record.
AUAAAACUCCGAGAGCUCGUUAGAUCCCCCCACAACACGGACUUGGAGAUACAUCUCCGUCAGGCCGAUCCCGAAUCCUACCGUGCGGUUCUAAAGGAGAUCAAGAACAAGGACAUACAUAAUUUAGUCAUCGACACGAAACCGUCGAACAUGCAACACUUUCUCAAGGGGAUUUUGCAACUUCAGAUGAACGACUACAAAUACCAUUACAUUUUCACGACGUUCGACCUGGAAACUUUCGAUCUCGAAGACUUUCAGUACAACUUCGUCAACAUGACGUCGUUUCGAGUCGUCGACACCGAAGAUCUGCACAUAAAGGAGAUACUGAGGGGGAUGGCGAAAUUUCAACCCACCCCGAACACGCCGAAAUUAAAUUCCUCGUUCAUAAAGGCGGAAGCCGCGCUGAUCUACGACUCCGUGUUCGUCUUCGCCGUCGGACUGCAGACCCUCGAGCAAUCGCACUCCCUGAAAAUUUCGAACGUGUCGUGCGAACGCGAACAGCCCUGGGACGGCGGACUGAGCCUCAUCAAUUACAUUAACGCGGUGGAGUUCAAAGGCUUAAGUGGACCGAUCGAAUUUAAGGAAGGCCGACGGAUCGACUUUCGACUUGAUUUACUAAAACUGAAGCAGCACGCUUUAGUUAAGGUCGGCGAAUGGAGCCCUGGGGCAGGGGUGAACAUUUCCGACCAUGCCGCCUUCUUUGAUCCCGGUUCCAUGAACGUAACGCUAAUUGUAACGACGAUACUCGAGAUGCCGUACGUAAUGAUGCAUCCGCAAAAGAAUUAUAGCGGCAAUAAUCGUUUUUACGGCUUUUGCAUUGAUGUUUUGGAGAUCGUCGCACGAGAGGUCGGAUUUGUGUACCUCGUGGAAUUAGUGCCCGAUAGAAAGUACGGCGUUAAAAAUCCGACGACGGGCGAGUGGAACGGCAUGGUUGCUCAGUUAAUGCAGCAUGAGCAACCCUACGUAAUGCUUAGACCGCAAUCAAACCUCACGGGCAACGCUCGAUACGAGGGAUUCUGCAUAGACCUGUUGAGGGAAAUCGCCUCGAUGGUCGGAUUCGACUAUCGAAUUGAAUUGGUUCCCGAUAGCAAAUACGGCGUCAUCGAUUUGGAGACGGGAGAAUGGAAUGGAAUUGUGCGACAGCUUAUGGAUAAGAAAGCGGAUUUGGCGGUCGGAUCGAUGACGAUAAAUUACGCGAGGGAGAGCGUAAUUGAUUUCACAAAGCCGUUUAUGAAUCUCGGAAUAAGCAUACUUUUUAAGGUUCCCACAAGUCAACAGGCGCGUCUAUUCUCCUUUAUGAACCCGCUGGCUAUGGACAUAUGGAUUUACGUGCUGUCCGCCUACAUGCUGGUCUCACUAACCAUGUUUGUGGUGGCCAGAUUCUCCCCAUACGAAUGGCAUAACCCGCACCCUUGCGAUUACGAAAACGAAAUUAUCGAAAACCAAUUCUCGUUCGCCAAUUCGUUUUGGUUCACGAUUGGCACGUUAAUGCAACAGGGAUCGGAUCUCAAUCCGAAGGCCACAUCGACGAGGAUAGUCGGCGGAAUUUGGUGGUUCUUCACGCUAAUCAUUAUAUCAUCGUACACGGCGAAUUUGGCCGCGUUUCUAACCGUGGAACGAAUGAUUACACCGAUUGAGAACGCCGAAGAUUUGGCCGGACAGACGGACAUUCCUUACGGCACGUUGGAAAGCGGAUCCACUAUGACAUUCUUUCGGGACUCGAUGAUAGAAACCUACAAGAAAAUGUGGCGUUUCAUGGAGAAUCGCAAGCCGUCCGUAUUCGUAGGCACUUACGAGGAGGGGAUACAGAAGGUCCUCGACGGAAAUUACGCGUUUCUUAUGGAAUCGACGAUGCUAGAUUACGCGGUUCAGCGCGACUGUAACUUAACGCAAAUCGGCGGAUUACUCGACUCGAAGGGUUACGGAAUCGCGACGCCAAUGGGAAGCCCCUGGAGAGAUAAGAUAUCGCUCGCAAUAUUGGAGUUGCAGGAGAAGGGCGAAAUCCAAAUGCUUUACGAUAAGUGGUGGAAGAAUACGGGCGACACGUGCUCGCGGAACGAUAAGGGUAAAGAGUCGAAAGCGAAUUCGUUGGGGGUGGAUAAUAUCGGCGGUGUUUUUGUGGUUUUGCUGUGCGGGCUGGCGUUCGCCGUUAUUGUGGCGAUCUGCGAGUUUUGUUACAAUUCGAAGAAGUCGGCUUUGACGGAAAAGCGCUCGAUGGGCGCGCCGCAGCAGUCGCUGUGCGCCGAGAUGGGCGGCGAGCUCUGCUUCGCUUUGAGAUGUAGGGGAUCGCGUCAACGGCCGGCGUUGAGAAGGCAGUGCUCCAAGUGUAUGACGGGUGCUACGUACGUCUCGGCCGUUUUGGAUAUUCCGCCGUAUCCACCACAUCCGCCCACUCGAGCGCCACCUAUUAGCGAAUUACGAAAUAAGGAUCCCGACCUCUCGUUCGAAAUGCACCACAACGCUCUUCAUCACGACUCGCUGUUACAUUCCAAUUAGGUACCUACUUUAAGUGUUUUUAAAGAAGAAACUCGAAGUUUGAGGCACAAGAUCGUCGAUUACCGUCCUUCCACAAUCCUCUGCCUUAAAUUAACGCCGUAGAAAUUUUAAUUGUGUGAACUGUAAAUAACAUAAUUAUUGUAACGCCAUAUUGUGAUAAAUGUUUGAAAUACAUUAGCGAUUAAGUAAACGUUUCGAAGUCGCUUAAAAA